Messenger RNA from Colletotrichum lupini, 366 nucleotides. RefSeq lists its product as uncharacterized. NCBI's taxonomy places the organism in Eukaryota, Fungi, Ascomycota, Sordariomycetes, Glomerellales, Glomerellaceae. The transcript has 4 exons. The record is from RefSeq and is a predicted model, not a curated record. Bases 1 to 366 code for a protein of 121 amino acids.
AUGUCCAGGAACAUGUCGUAUGUGGCUAGGGAGGACGGUGGCUUCCUGAGUGCUUUCCUGCGAAACCCGUUCCACGUUCCUCAAAUGGUGCAAAGCUUAACGCCGAAUAGCCGUGACCUCACAGCCGCACGAUCCGGCUCCAACGAGGCUACUCGUGGUGACAAGCGACAAAGAUUUCUACCAAAGUACCUGGCUUCGAGGCCUGUGAGGCACAGAGAACCUGAGAAGAGUGGGGACCGGCUCAGCCGUCCAGUGCCGUCCUCGUCGCUUGAGGCUCUGUCUGCCUCAGGCCACAAAGGCAUCGAACUCGGAGCUUGCACUUCGGGAAUCCAGAAACCUUCAAUUGAUCACAUCCGCCCGAGCUGA